AUCAUAGAAGUCACCAUGGCAGCACUGAUUAAUUAUUGGAUGUGUUUGGCUGCUCUGUCAUUGACAGUGUCUACGAGCCACACUUUGCGAAGAAUCACUCUGAAGAAGAUGCCAUCUAUCAGAGAGACACUGCAGGGGAUGGGCGUUACUGUGGAGCAGGUGUUGACUGAGCUGGCCCAGAAGAGCACAGACGACAGCAACAAUGGGACUGUUCCCACACCUCUAACCAACUACUUGGAUACACAGUACUUUGGGGAAAUCAGUAUUGGCUCUCCAGCCCAGAUGUUCAACGUGGUGUUUGACACAGGCUCAGCCAACCUGUGGGUGCCCUCGCAGAGCUGCUCUCCUUUCUCUACUGCCUGCUUCACUCACAACAGGUAUGAUGCCUCCCAAUCGCGGACGUAUGUCGAGAAUGGAACAGGAUUUUCCAUUCAGUAUGCCUCUGGUAAUAUCAGGGGAUUUCUGAGCGAGGAUGUGGUUGUGGUUGGGGAUAUCCCUGUGGUUCAGGUGUUUGCUGAAGCCACAUCACUGUCUGCCAUGCCCUUCAUCUUUGCCAAGUUUGACGGAGUCCUGGGGAUGGGCUACCCUAACGUGGCCAUUGAUGGCAUCACUCCGGUGUUUGACCGCAUCAUGUCUCAGCAUGUCCUUAAGGAGGAGGUAUUCUCUGUUUACUACAGCAGGGAUCCAAAGCACUCCCCAGGUGGAGAACUGGUGCUGGGCGGCACUGACCCAAACUACUACACUGGAAACUUUAAUUAUGUGGACACCAGAGAGACAGGCAAAUGGGAAGUUACAAUGAAAGGCGUUUCUGUGGGGACGGAGAUGAUGUUUUGUGUGGAGGGCUGCACAGCUGUGAUAGACACCGGCUCCUCCUACAUCACAGGCCCGGCCUCCUCUGUGUCUUUGCUGAUGAAAACCAUUGGAGCACAGCUGGAUGAAAGUGGAUACAAAGUCAACUGCGACACUGUGAAGAUGCUGCCCAGUAUCACUUUCCACCUGGGUGGCCAGGAAUAUUCACUUACUCAGGAGGAUUAUAUUUUAUGGCAAUCACAGAUGGAAGGAGAUGUCUGUACUGUCACCUUCAGGGGCUUGGAUGUGCCACCACCUACAGGUCCUAUCUGGAUUUUGGGAGCCAAUUUCAUUGCCCGCUACUACACUGAGUUUGACCGUCGCAAUAAUCGGAUAGGCUUUGCCACAGCAGUCUGA
Scomber japonicus (chub mackerel) is the source of this 1206-nucleotide messenger RNA. RefSeq names its product renin (gene ren). The record is from RefSeq and is a predicted model, not a curated record. Lineage: Eukaryota; Metazoa; Chordata; Actinopteri; Scombriformes; Scombridae. Gene Ontology annotation, molecular function: aspartic-type endopeptidase activity. The transcript has 9 exons. Bases 16 to 1206 code for a protein of 396 amino acids. Gene Ontology annotation, biological process: angiotensin maturation.